This is a messenger RNA of Umbelopsis ramanniana AG, 2507 nucleotides long. RefSeq lists its product as uncharacterized. Gene Ontology annotation, biological process: nuclear-transcribed mRNA catabolic process, nonsense-mediated decay. Bases 102 to 2240 code for a protein of 712 amino acids. The record is from RefSeq and is a predicted model, not a curated record. Gene Ontology annotation, cellular component: telomerase holoenzyme complex. Gene Ontology annotation, molecular function: telomerase RNA binding; telomeric repeat DNA binding; protein binding. NCBI's taxonomy places the organism in Eukaryota, Fungi, Mucoromycota, Umbelopsidomycetes, Umbelopsidales, Umbelopsidaceae. The transcript has 2 exons.
GGGGGAGGCCGUGCUCCCGCGGCACUACUUAAAAUUUUACCUGGGGCCGCAAAAUUGAAUAAUCUGUCACGCAACAGCAUUUUUUUAUCUGCCCUGCUUUAAUGGUAGACGAGCCUCACAGGCCCAACUCAAGAUCUGACCUACGGACACCCAAAACGUUAACUGAUAAAGCCAAAGAAGCCCACAAGCGAGCAGUAAAGUCAGCAUUCAAAAAUAUACAAGCUGUCGAAAAUGAGAUUGCUCAAAUAGCAAGUUCGGCAAGACUACUGGCACUAAAUGGACAAAAUGGCGACUUUCGAGAUAGCGAUUUACCCUUCAAUUCUCGCAAUCGGGAUACUGGAAAUGGCAGCUCAUCCUCAGCAAGACACAGCAACCGACAGGAUAGAGCGCCAGGAUUUUCUGACAUCGAUCUGUCGACGAAGAAGGACGUGUGGGAACAAAAAAUCCAAUUACACAUCCGAUUAGCUAACAGAUAUUUGGACUUGAUCAAAUUGGAUUAUGCCUUUUCCGAAAAGAAGAGCCUUGAGAGCUUAUGUUGGAAGCGUGCAAUAUAUUCUUUGGUGGAACAAUUUCGACAAGCUCUCAAGGUCUGUGCGAAAAGAGGUCGGGCACGCAAGGAAGAGGAUAGCGACACCAGCAUGCUCAUUGAAGUUGAUUCCGACGAAGACGACAUUUCAGCAACAUCCAAUUCUACUAAAAUUCGCAGUGGUGUAUCGGGUGAUAUUGACUCUGCACGCGAAGAAUAUAUCAUGAUGAAAUUGCUGUUUAACGACUUCUUAAUCCAAGCUGAUGAUUUCUACGAACGACUGAUGGAAGCUGUCUUCGAACUGGAAAGCAAAGAUAGCAGAGCUACUUACGACGUAGCACCUGCUUGGACUGGACACAAACGACGGAAAUGGUUCAAGAGUGUGCCAAAUCGCGGUGACUUGGCACGAUACCGUUGGAGCUUUACUACUGAUGCAAAAGCAGAUUAUGACAUUGCUACGAAAUUCAGAAUUGCCAACAAUAAGCCCAUCAAUCGAGAAGAUGCUAGAAGGAUUGCCUGGAAGUGGUAUACUUUAGCCAGCUGGCUUAUGCCAAAUGCGGGAAAACCUUUCUUCAAUUUAGCACUACUGAUGCAUGGUCAAAAUUCUUUGGAAGCAUGUCACAAAUUAUAUCUGAAUAUCUGCAGUUUAAUUGUACGACGCAAUCCGUUCAUGAAUGGAAGAGAAGGCAUACUGGCUUUACUUGAAGAAAAUCGACAAUGGGUCACAGAGUAUACUAAAUCCACUCAAGCAACAAACCACAGACGACAUAAAGCACAACGCGAAAUGCCGGCCAGCCAGUCAAACAAACAAAAUAAUCCAAAUAAUGACAGCUCUGAAGCUUUGGAUCAAAAAUCUAAAUCUGACCAUCUUAUCAUCUCGCUAUUCAUUCGUCUACACGGUAUGAUGUUCACCAAAAUUGGCCUUGAUCAAUUCAAGGAAAUUCGCAGACGAUUCUUUGAAAGCCUCUUUCCGAACAAUCGUGUAGCCCUUCAUGAAUAUUCUUCACCACCCUCCGAACGCAAAGGAUUGUCGGGGACAGAGCAGUUUUGGAUGGAACUUGCUAUAACCAAUCUAGCCAGUAUAUACCACUACAAUUACCCAACAUCUCGAUUGGGUAAACUCACAUCCGAAGCUUUCAGAAUUUUGUUUGAUUCACAGUCUCGAUCUACCAACGAUGAUGAAAAUCAAAACAUAUCACAGGAAAUCAAUCUGCCGGAGAGUAAUGACAUGAAACGUACGACGAGCGUAGCAGAAUCUCCAGACGAGAUGGUACGUUUACUACAGGAAGACGAAAUAUUUUCAAAUGGAAUUGAUCUAUCAAUACAAGUUGCUGUGGAGAUGCUUUCUCGCUAUAAUGCCAACCAUGAAAUGAACAUCGCAACACCAUUGCUUCCACCUUUCCCUGUCACUGUCGUUUCAUUUGCCAGUCAUGAAAAGAACCCAUGGUGGAUUGAUGCGAUCACGCCACGGCCAGAGAGUGGACGUCAUCAAGAAUCAUGGCUCGUUUAUAUACAUGUCAUCCUGCAAUGGCUCACUCUUAGUUUUGUUGUCUAUCGUUGUGACCAUUCUGGUCACCGUCGGCAGAGCUUUUGGGAACGCAUCAUUGGACCAAUCUAUCUUUUGGAAGGAAUUGGAAGUCGACAGCAUAACAAAUCUGUGAGCAAGCUUCAAAGCAGCAAAGUUUCUGAAGCAUUUUGGACUUUCGGACAUUGAAGAGAACGACGAAACAGCCCGUUUGACCUAUUUGUUACAAUCAGCUAUGACACUGCCGGUACUGCCAGAAGAAGCGACCCUUAAAGGCCUCGGAUGGGUUGAAGAUGCCAUCAAUAGGGUCAGCAAAUCAACACCGGCCGUUGAAGCCCUGAAUCACUUCAAUAACAUCAUGCCCAACGAUGUGGGGCUGCAAAGAAAAGUUCGAAUUAUAUGCUAUGCCUUUGUGCUCCACCAGGUACGAUGGGUUUUUAUUCUGGUUGAUUUAGA